CCCAGCGGCGGACUGAGCGCCGGGCCGUCCGCAGCCGCAGGGCCCAGCGGAACCGGAACCGCCGAGCGGAACCGAAAGCGGACGGACCCGCCGACGCUUCCUCCGCCGGAGCACCGAGCCGCCGCCGGGCAACUGCCUCCGUUUCAAUCGAGGGAACCUUUAAGUGAAACUUGCUUAAAAGCUGAGCUCGGACACAGAAGAGAGACCGCAGUCGACACUGAAGAGGAAGAGAAGGAUGCUGUCCUUGAACAACCUACAGAAUGCCAUCUGCAACCCGAUAAUCCCCUACGUGGGGACCAUCCCUGAGCAGCUGGAUCCCGGAACUCUGAUCGUGAUCCGCGGGCACGUCCCCGGGGACUCGGACAGGUUCCAGGUGGACCUGCAGAGCGGCAGCAGCGUGAACCCCCGGGCGGACGUCAUCUUCCACUUCAACCCGCGCUUCAAGAGGACCAACUGCAUCGUCUGCAACACCCUCAAGAACGAGAAGUGGGGGCGGGAGGAGAUCACCUACGACAUGCCCUUCGGGAAGGAGAAGUCCUUCGAGAUCGUCAUGAUGGUGCUCAAGGACAAGUUCCAGGUGGCCGUCAACGGGAAGCACACGCUGCUGUACGCGCACAGGGUCAGCCCCGAGAAGAUCGACACGCUGGGCAUCUCGGGCAAAGUGCGCAUCCAUUCGGUCGGCUUCAGCUUCAGCUCGGACUUACGGAGUGCCCAGGCACCCACUCUGGAGGUGGCCGUUCUGAAUGGAGAAGAUGUACCAAACGCCGGCAUGUCACAAUUUCCUAGUAAUAGAGGCGACACUGGUAAAAUCGCACCCAGAACUGUCUACACCAAGAGCAAAGGUCCGGCUGCCCAUCACACUUUGACUUGCGCCAAAAUACUACCUAUCAACUGUUUGUCAAAGACUCUGCCUUUCGUGGCGAGGUUGAACACCUCCAUGGGCCCCGGGCGGACCGUCGUCAUUAAAGGAGAAGUGAACGCGAAGGCCAAAGGCUUUAAUGUGGACCUGAUAUCAGGAAAAUCCAAGGAUAUUGCUCUCCACCUGAACCCACGCCUGAACAGUAAAGCAUUUGUAAGGAAUUCCUUCCUUCAGGAGUCCUGGGGAGAAGAGGAGAGAAACAUUACCUGUUUUCCGUUCAGUCCUGGGAUGUACUUUGAGAUGAUCAUUUAUUGCGACGUGAAGGAGUUCAAGGUGGCGGUGAACGGCGUCCACAGCCUGGAGUACAAGCACAGGUUUAAGGAGCUGCCCAGUAUCGACACCCUGGAGAUCGAUGGAGACAUCCAGCUGCUGGAAGUGAGGAGCUGGUAGCUGACGCCACCACAAAAACUGAAAUACAGAUGGCUCACGUGACACUGGCCUCGUGACAAUGCAUCGCACGACCACACUACCUGUGUACAUAGAUAGGAUGAGCUUCCGCAGCGUUUAGUCCCAGUGUUCUGACCUGUCGCGCAGGUGGCUUCUAGCGCAGGAGGAAGUUAGAGGCGGCAGCAGCCUAUGUGUUAUUCAGGCUCCCUGCUCCCCCCCCUCCCCCCUCCACCCACCCAGCCUCUUGUUUGUAACCCGCUUCGGUCACCAGGCACUGGUGAGGGGCCUGCUCUCAGCAGCAGCAAAUGCAUCAAGUGCUGCCUUUGCGGGCCAUGUGCUGGGAGCUGGGAUGGAUGCCCAGUGGUGCCCACUGCCAUGUUCCUUAGGCUCUGCUAUGUCAGCCCUGGUGCCUCUGCAGGUCAGAUACACCCACCAGGGCCUUUGAUGACUCAGCUAGUAAACCACCUAAGACAUUAAUUUGUAGGAGACACUACCACAGCCCCAGGGACCACAUUCUUAAAGAGCCUUCUCUCAUCCCCGCAGCUAGGGAGUUGAUACCGAUUGACACCUGGCAGUUCCCUUUAACACAAUAAACACCUGACUGUAAGCGCUACCAGAUCAUUAACACUAGGACAUGGACACAGCACAGAGAUUAAGGCAACAAAACGAAGCAAAACCAACAAAAAAUGAACGGUGUUGAAAUUCACUUGAUGUCAAUCAGAAUACAUCUGUACCAGUGAGUGGGUAUAUUUUUUUAUGAAUUUAGGGUGAGAGAAAGAUCUGCACAUACCUGUACAGAGAGUUUAAGGUAGAAGUGAGCGGAAUUCAAUUAAUUGGCAGGUGUUUCUGGGUAACAAAGUGUAGUCAAGAAUGAUUUAAUGUUUAUCAAACAGGCCCUACCAGAAAGUGAGCUACAGCAAGAGACCAAAGUAGAGGGGCAAUAAACGCCUGCUGGUUGUCCGCAUGCCAAGUGGCAUUGCCUCUGCUUUUCCAAAGAUGAGUCCGUCAUUAGGCCGAGAUCAAAACAUUGUUCUACCUAAGCGAUUAAAUCAAACCUGUAUCAGCAAGUUCAAGUGUUGCAUUUCUGUAAUUUUUUCUGUUAUUCUUUGAAACGAGUUGGCAGAAUCCUCUGCAGAAUUCUCACAUGCCAGGUCUUGUUACAGGAAAUUUAAAAGGCUCGGGAGCGGGGAGGUAAAAACUGCUGAGCUGGAUUCUGCCAGGAUUUAGGAGUAUUUUCAUAACAGAUACUCGUUAUUUUUUUUAACACCCUUAUACCAAAAAGAAUACUACAAUGUAGAAACUUCUAGCAUUCUUUCCAACAUUUUCCUAUUUAUUAUGCCGAGUUUUGCCAAACUCAAAAUAAAUUAAAAAACAAAACAAAACAUUGGUGGGGGCGUGCGGGCAAGAAGGCUCUAGAAUCUCAGGGUUAUUUUGUUCUUCCUCAAAGAUUGCAUGACUGAGAUUUUGCUCUAAGUCCAAUAGUUCAUUUUCAUUUUACAUGGAGAUUGUGAAACAAAGGACUGAUUCUUUGACAGGAUACAAAAUAUUUAGAUGUUUUGAAAUGAAGCUAUUAGCAUUUAUGACUGAGUGUAAGACUUUUCUUAAAGAGAAUAUCUUUACAGCAUGUCAGCCUUUUGCUUGUGACAACUCUGUCACUGUGACAUCACAUUAAAAAAAAAAUCCGGUUCUUUCUCAUACAAGUGACUCUUGGUCACCACCUGUGGGAAACGGGGCCUCCUACUCCCUGGGAAAGGGGAUCGGGAAGGGAAGGGGGAGUGGCUUCCAGCUGGUGGGUUUGCCAGGUGUAGCUGUUUCAUAAACAGCCUGUAGCCGCCACCCCCCACCAAAGGCCGAAUGAUAAAGGAGAUGGAUCGUUGUCCUGAGUGGAAAGUACAUUCUACAACGACUGCCCUCUAUGGGCACACA
Messenger RNA from Pipistrellus kuhlii (Kuhl's pipistrelle), 3232 nucleotides. It is a transcript of the gene LGALS8, whose product is annotated as galectin 8. The record is from RefSeq and is a predicted model, not a curated record. NCBI's taxonomy places the organism in Eukaryota, Metazoa, Chordata, Mammalia, Chiroptera, Vespertilionidae. The coding region runs from base 236 to 1309 and encodes 357 amino acids. Gene Ontology annotation, molecular function: carbohydrate binding. The transcript has 11 exons.